Tupaia belangeri chinensis (Chinese tree shrew) is the source of this 8244-nucleotide messenger RNA. RefSeq names its product CUB and Sushi multiple domains 1 (gene CSMD1). The annotation marks the transcript as partial. Lineage: Eukaryota; Metazoa; Chordata; Mammalia; Scandentia; Tupaiidae. The record is from RefSeq and is a predicted model, not a curated record. The transcript is spliced from 53 exons.
GUGUGACUCUUGAGUCAGACUCUUGCCUUGACCCAGGAAUUCCUGUGAAUGGCCAUCGUCAUGGCAGUAAUUUUGGCAUUAGAUCUACAGUGACCUUCAGCUGUGACCCAGGAUACACACUGAGUGAUGACGAACCACUUAUCUGUGAGAGGAAUCAUCAGUGGAACCAUGCACUGCCCAGCUGUGAUGCUCUAUGUGGAGGAUACAUUCAUGGGACAAGUGGAACAGUUCUUUCUCCUGGAUUUCCAGAUUUUUAUCCAAACUCUCUAAACUGUACAUGGACUAUUGAAGUGUCUCAUGGAAAGGGAGUUCAGAUGAUCUUUCAUACUUUUCACCUUGAGAGUUCCCACGACUAUUUACUGAUCACAGAAGACGGAAGCUUCUCUGAACCCGUGGCCCGGCUCACUGGCUCGGUGUUGCCUCAUACCAUUAAGGCAGGAUUGUUUGGAAACUUCACGGCCCAACUUCGCUUUAUAUCAGACUUUUCAAUUUCCUAUGAGGGCUUCAAUAUCACAUUUUCAGAAUAUGACCUGGAGCCAUGUGACGAUCCUGGAGUCCCUGCCUUCAGUCGAAGGAUUGGUUUUCACUUUGGAGUCGGAGAUUCACUGACUUUUUCCUGCUUCCCUGGAUAUCGCUUAGAAGGUGCAACCAAGCUUACGUGCCUGGGUGGGGGCCGCCGCGUGUGGAGCGCACCUCUGCCAAGGUGUGUGGCUGAAUGUGGAGCAAGUGUCAAAGGAAAUGAAGGAACAUUACUGUCUCCAAAUUUCCCAUCAAAUUAUGAUAAUAACCAUGAGUGUAUCUAUAAAAUAGAAACAGAAGCUGGCAAGGGGAUCCAUCUCAGAGCACGAAGUUUUCAGCUAUUUGAAGGAGACAUUCUAAAGGUAUAUGAUGGAAAAGACAGUUCAUCACGUCCAUUGGGAGCCUUCACAAAAAAUGAGCUCUUGGGGCUGAUCCUAAACAGCACUUCCAAUCACCUGUGGCUAGAAUUCAACACCAAUGGAUCUGACACAGAUCAGGGUUUUCAACUCACCUACACAAGUUUCGAUCUAGUCAAGUGUGAGGAUCCAGGCAUCCCUAACUAUGGCUACAGAAUUCGUGAUGAGGGCCACUUCACGGACACUGUAGUUCUGUACAGCUGUAACCCAGGCUACGCCAUGCACGGCAGCAACACCCUGACAUGUCUGAGUGGGGACCGCAGAGUGUGGGAUAAGCCACUGCCUUCUUGUAUUGCUGAAUGUGGAGGUCGGAUCCACGCUGCCACGUCAGGACGCAUACUGUCCCCCGGCUACCCUGCUCCUUAUGACAACAAUCUCCACUGCACUUGGAUUAUAGAGGCUGACCCAGGAAAGACUAUCAGCCUUCAUUUCAUUGUCUUUGACACUGAGAUGGCUCAUGACAUCCUCAAGGUCUGGGAUGGUCCGGUGGACAGCAACAUCCUCCUGAAGGAGUGGAGUGGCUCCGCCCUCCCUGAGGAUAUCCACAGCACCUUCAACUCCCUCACCCUGCAGUUCGACAGCGACUUCUUCAUCAGCAAGUCUGGCUUCUCCAUCCAGUUCUCAACAUCAAUUGCAUCCACCUGCAAUGAUCCAGGUAUGCCUCAGAAUGGUACCCGCUACGGAGACAGCAGGGAGGCUGGAGACACCAUCACAUUCCAGUGUGACCCUGGCUAUCAACUGCAAGGACAAGCCAAAAUCACCUGUGUGCAACUGAAUAACCGAUUCUUUUGGCAACCAGAUCCUCCUACAUGCAUAGCUGCAUGUGGAGGGAAUUUGACUGGCCCUGCUGGUGUCAUUUUAUCCCCCAACUACCCACAGCCGUAUCCUCCUGGGAAAGACUGUGACUGGAGAAUCAAAGUGAACCAGGACUUUGUCAUCGCCUUGAUAUUCAAAAGUUUCAAUAUGGAGCCAAGCUAUGAUUUCCUACACAUCUAUGAAGGAGAGGAUUCCAACAGCCCUCUGAUUGGAAGUUUCCAGGGAUCUCAAGCCCCAGAAAGAAUAGAGAGUAGUGGAAAUAGUCUUUUUCUGGCUUUUCGGAGUGAUGCCUCUGUGGGCUUGUCAGGGUUCGCCAUUGAAUUUAAAGAAAAACCUCGGGAAGCCUGUUUUGACCCUGGAAACAUAAUGAAUGGGACAAGAAUUGGCACUGACUUUAAACUUGGCUCAACCGUUACUUACCAGUGCGACUCAGGCUACAAGAUUGUCGACCCCUCGUCCAUCACGUGUGUCAUUGGAGCUGAUGGAAAACCCUCUUGGAACCGCGUGUUGCCCUCCUGCAACGCUCCCUGUGGAGGCCAGUACACGGGAUCGGAAGGGGUAGUUUUAUCUCCAAACUACCCUCAUAAUUACACAGCUGGCCAGAUAUGUCUCUAUUCGAUAACUGUGCCAAAGGAAUUUGUGGUGUUUGGGCAGUUUGCCUAUUUCCAGACGGCACUCAAUGACUUGGCAGAGUUAUUUGAUGGCACCCAUCCGCAGGCCAGACUUCUCAGCUCGCUCUCCGGGUCUCAUUCAGGUGAAACAUUGCCUUUGGCUACAUCAAAUCAAAUUCUGCUCCGAUUCAGUGCAAAGAGUGGUGCAUCUGCUAGGGGCUUUCACUUCGUUUAUCAAGCUGUUCCUCGUACCAGUGACACCCAGUGCAGUUCUGUCCCCGAGCCCAGAUACGGAAGGAGAAUUGGUUCUGAGUUUUCUGCAGGCUCAAUUGUGCGAUUUGAGUGUAACCCCGGAUACCUGCUCCAGGGUUCCACAGCUAUCCGCUGCCAGUCUGUGCCUAAUGCUUUAGCUCAGUGGAACGACACAAUCCCAAGCUGCAUAGUCCCCUGCAGUGGCAAUUUCACUCAGAGGAGAGGUACAAUUCUGUCCCCUGGCUACCCUGAACCAUAUGGUAACAACCUCAAUUGUAUAUGGAAGAUCAUAGUUACAGAGGGGUCAGGGAUCCAGAUUCAAGUGAUCAGUUUCGCCACGGAGCAGAACUGGGACUCCCUUGAGAUCCACGAUGGUGGGGACGUGACGGCACCUAGACUGGGGAGUUUCUCGGGUACCACAGUGCCAGCCUUGCUGAACAGCACUUCCAACCAACUGUACUUGCAUUUCCAAUCCGAUAUUAGUGUGGCAGCUGCUGGUUUUCACCUGGAAUACAAAACUGUGGGUCUUGCUGCAUGCCAAGAGCCAGUCCUGCCCAGUAAUGGCAUCAAACUGGGAGAUCGCUACAUGGUAAACGACGUGCUCUCCUUUCAGUGCGAGCCUGGCUACACCUUGCAGGGCCGUUCCCACAUUUCUUGCAUGCCAGGAACUGUUCGGCGUUGGAACUUCCCAUCUCCCCUCUGCAUUGCAACCUGCGGAGGGGCGCUGAGCAACAUGGGAGGAGUGAUCUUGAGCCCGGGUUUUCCAGGUUCCUAUCCCAACAACUUGGACUGCACCUGGAAGAUCUCCUUGCCCAUUGGCUAUGGUGCACAUAUUCAGUUUCUGAAUUUUUCUACUGAAGCUAAUCAUGACUACCUUGAAAUUCAGAAUGGUCCCUACCACACCAGCCCCAUGAUUGGACAGUUUAGUGGCACGGAUCUACCUUCAGCAUUGCUGAGUACGACACACGAGACACUCAUCCACUUUUACAGUGACCAUUCCCAAAACCGGCAAGGAUUUAAACUUGCUUACCAAGCCUAUGAAUUACAGAACUGCCCAGAUCCACCUCCGUUUCAGAAUGGGUAUAUGAUGAACUCGGAUUACAGUGUGGGACAAUCCAUCUCUUUUGAAUGUUAUCCUGGAUACAUUUUAAUAGGCCAUCCUGUCCUCACCUGUGAGCAUGGGAUCAACAGAAACUGGAACUACCCUUUUCCAAGAUGUGACGCUCCCUGUGGAUAUAAUGUAACGUCUCAGAAUGGAACCAUUUAUUCCCCUGGAUUUCCAGAUGAGUAUCCGAUUUUGAAGGAUUGCAUUUGGCUCAUCACGGUGCCCCCGGGACAUGGAGUUUACAUCAACUUCACUUUGUUACAGACAGAAGCUGUUAAUGAUUACAUUGCUGUUUGGGAUGGUCCUGAUCAGAAUUCUCCUCAGCUAGGAGUUUUCAGCGGAAACACAGCUCUGGAAACAGCAUAUAGUUCUACCAACCAAGUCCUGCUCAAGUUCCACAGUGAUUUUUCAAAUGGUGGCUUCUUUGUCCUCAAUUUUCACGCCUUUCAGCUCAAGAAAUGUCAGCCUCCCCCAGCAGUUCCACAGGCAGACAUGCUUACUGAAGAUGAGGAUUUUGAAAUAGGAGAUUUUGUGAAGUACCAGUGCCACCCCGGAUACACGUUGUUGGGGACUGACACGCUGACCUGUAAGCUCAGUUCCCAGUUGCAGUUUGAAGGAUCUCUCCCAACAUGUGAAGCACAAUGCCCAGCAAAUGAAGUUCGGACAGAAUCAUCUGGAGUAAUCCUCAGCCCAGGAUAUCCAGGCAACUAUUUUAACUCCCAGACAUGCUCCUGGAGUAUUAGAGUGGAACCAAACUAUAACAUCACCAUCUUUGUAGACACAUUUCAAAGUGAAAAGCAAUUUGAUGCACUGGAAGUAUUUGACGGUCCCUCUGGGCAAAGUCCUCUGUUAGUCGUCUUAAGUGGGAACCAUACGGAACAAUCCAAUUAUACAAGCAGGAGUAAUCAUUUAUAUCUCCGCUGGUCCACUGAUCAUGCAACAAGUAAAAAAGGAUUCAAGAUUCGUUAUGCAGCACCUUACUGCAGCUUGACCCAGCCCCUGAAAAAUGGUGGGAUUUUAAAUAGAACUGCAGGAACAGUCGGAAGUAAAGUGCAUUAUUUUUGCAAGUCCGGGUAUCGAAUGAUCGGCCACAGCAAUGCCACGUGUACACGAAACCCAGUUGGCAUGUACCAGUGGGAUUCUCUCACACCACUCUGCCAGGCUGUGUCCUGUGGAAUACCAGAAUCACCAGGAAAUGGUUCCUUCGUGGGUAAUGAGUUCACUCUGGACAGUAAAGUGACCUAUGAAUGUAAUGAGGGCUUUAAGCUCGAAGCCAGUCAACAAGCAACAGCAGUGUGUCAGGAAGAUGGAUUAUGGAGUAACAAAGGCAGGCCACCGGCCUGUAAACCGGUACCUUGCCCUAGCAUUGAAGCUCAGCUCACAGAACAUGUUAUAUGGAGACUAGUUUCGGGAUCACUGAAUGAAUAUGGAGCUCAAGUAUUGCUCAGCUGCAGCCCUGGUUAUUAUUUAGAGGGCCGAAGACUGGUUCAAUGCCAAGCUAAUGGAACAUGGAGCAUAGAAGAAGAGCUACCAAGUUGUCAAGUUAUCUCAUGUGGAAGUCUAUCCUUUCCUCCAAAUGGUAACAAGAUUGGAACGCUGACAGUUUAUGGUGCCACAGCCAUAUUUACGUGCAACACGGGCUACACGCUUGUGGGUUCUCACGUCAGAGAGUGCUUGGCCAAUGGACUCUGGAGUGGUACCGAAACGCGAUGUCUAGCUGGUCAUUGUGGUUCUCCAGACCCAAUUGUGAAUGGCCAUAUUAGUGGAGAUGGCUUCAGUUACAGGGACACUGUGGUUUAUCAGUGUAAUCCUGGUUUCCGGCUUGUUGGAACUUCUGUUCGCAUAUGUUUGCAAGACCACAAAUGGUCUGGACAGACCCCUGUUUGUGUCCCUAUCACAUGUGGUCACCCUGGGAACCCUGCGCAUGGAUUUACUAAUGGCAGUGAGUUCAACCUGAACGACGUCGUGAAUUUCACCUGCAACACGGGCUAUUUGCUACAGGGUGCCUCUCGAGCCCAGUGCAGGAGCAACGGCCAAUGGAGUAGCCCUUUGCCCACCUGUCGAGUGGUGAACUGUUCAGAUCCAGGGUUCGUGGAAAAUGCCAUUCGUCCUGGCCAGCAGAAUCUCCCCGAGAGUUUUGAGUACGGAAUGAGUGUCCUGUAUCACUGCAAGAAAGGCUUUUACUUGUUGGGAUCUUCAGCCUUAACCUGUAUGGCGAAUGGCUUAUGGGAUCGUUCCUUGCCCAAGUGUUUGGUUAUAUCAUGCGGGCAUCCAGGGGUUCCUGCCAAUGCUAUCCUGACUGGAGAACUGUUUACCUAUGGGGCCAUAGUUCACUACUCGUGCAAAGGGAGCCGGACUCUUAUAGGCAAUAGCACCAGAGUUUGCCAAGAAGACAGUCACUGGAGUGGAACGCUACCCCAUUGUACAGGAAACAACCCUGGAUUUUGUGGUGAUCCAGGGACCCCAGCACAUGGGUCUCGCCUUGGUGAUGAAUUUAAGACAAAGAGCCUUCUCCGCUUCUCUUGUGAGAUGGGCCACCAGCUGAGGGGCUCUGCUGAGAGAACAUGUCUGCUCAAUGGGUCAUGGUCGGGACUGCAGCCUGUGUGUGAGGCUGUGUCCUGUGGGAAUCCUGGUACCCCUACCAAUGGCAUGAUCGUCAGUAGUGAUGGCAUACUCUUCUCCAGCUCGGUCAUCUAUGCUUGCUGGGAAGGCUAUAAGACCUCAGGGCUAAUGACUCGACACUGCACAGCUAAUGGGACCUGGACAGGCACAGCUCCUGACUGCACAAUUAUAAGUUGUGGAGAUCCAGGUACACUGGCGAAUGGCAUCCAGUUUGGGACUGAUUUCACCUUCAACAAGACUGUGAGCUAUCAGUGUAACCCGGGCUAUCUGAUGGAGCCUGUCACAUCAUCAACUAUCCAUUGUACCAAAGAUGGGACAUGGAAUCAGAGCAAACCUCUGUGCAAAGCUGUCCUGUGCAGCCAGCCUCCUCCCGUGCAGAACGGAAAAGUAGAGGGAGAUGAUUUUCACUGGGGCUCCAGUAUAAGCUACAGCUGCAUGAGCGGUUACCAGCUUUCUCAUUCCGCCAUCCUUUCCUGUGAAGGUCAUGGGGUGUGGAAAGGAGAAGUGCCCCAAUGCCUGCCUGUGUUCUGUGGAGACCCUGGAACCCCUGCUGAGGGACGACUUAGUGGGAAAACUUUCACCUAUAAGUCUGAAGUCUUCUUUCAGUGCAAAUCUCCCUUCAUACUAGUGGGAUCUUCCAGAAGAAUCUGCCAGGCUGAUGGUACAUGGAGUGGUAUACAACCCACCUGCAUUGAUCCUGCUCAUAAUACCUGUCCAGACCCUGGUACCCCCCACUUUGGAAUACAAAAUAGUUCUAGAGGAUAUGAGGUUGGAAGCACGGUCUUUUUCAGGUGCAGGAAAGGUUACCAUAUUCAAGGUUCUACUACGCGAACGUGCCUUGCGAAUUUAACGUGGAGCGGGAUACAGACCGAGUGUAUACCUCACGCCUGCAGACAGCCAGAAACCCCAGCGCAUGCAGAUGUGAGAGCAAUCGAUCUUCCGACUUUUGGCUAUACUUUGGUGUACACCUGCCAUCCAGGAUUUUUCCUUGCAGGUGGAUCUGAGCACAGGACAUGUAAAGCGGAUAUGAAAUGGACAGGAAAGUCACCUGUAUGUAAAAGUAAAGGAGUGAGAGAAGUUAAUGAAACAGUUACUAAAACUCCAGUUCCUUCAGAUGUAUUUUUUAUCAAUUCAGUGUGGAAGGGAUAUUAUGAAUAUUUAGGAAAAAGGCAACCCGCAACUCUAACUGUUAACUGGUUCAAUGCAACAAGCAGUAAGGUGAAUGCAACCUUUACUGAAGCUUCUCAAGUGGAACUGAAAUUGACAGGCGUUUACAAGAAGGAGGAAGCCCACUUACUUCUGAAAGCUUUUCAAAUUAAAGGCCCAGUAGAUAUUUUUGUAAGCAAGUUUGAAAAUGACAACUGGGGACUUGAUGGUUAUGUAUCAUCAGGACUUGAAAGAGGAGGAUUUACUUUUCAAGGUGAAAUACAUGGAAAAGACUUUGGAAAAUUCAAGCUAGAGAGGCAAGAUCCCUUAAACUCUGACCAAGAUUCUUCAAAUCAUUACCACGGCACCAGUAGUGGCUCUGUGGCAGCUGCCAUCCUGGUUCCAUUCUUUGCUCUAAUUUUAUCAGGGUUUGCAUUUUACCUCUACAAACACAGAACAAGACCAAAAGUUCAAUAUAAUGGCUAUGCUGGACAUGAAAAUAGCAAUGGACAAGCUUCCUUUGAAAACCCCAUGUAUGAUACAAACUUAAAACCCACAGAAGCAAAGGCUGUGCGGUUUGACACAACUCUGAACACAGUCUGUACAGUGGUAUAGCCCUCAGUGCCCCAAUAGGACUGAUUCAUAGCCAUACCUCCGAUGGACAAGCAGUAAUUCCUUUGGUGCCAUAUACCACGCUCCCUUCUACUUUUUGCUUUGCUGCAGCGACCUUUAACAUCGUCUACUGGCAUCCAUGCAG